This is a messenger RNA of Fusarium falciforme, 1833 nucleotides long. RefSeq lists its product as hypothetical. Lineage: Eukaryota; Fungi; Ascomycota; Sordariomycetes; Hypocreales; Nectriaceae. Bases 1 to 1833 code for a protein of 610 amino acids. The record is from RefSeq and is a predicted model, not a curated record. The transcript has 4 exons.
AUGCUUCUACAAUCCCUUCUUUUUCUUGCUCUUUCGUCUGGCCCUUUCUGUCUCGCCCAAGAUGCCUCUCCUACUGUUACCGGAACAGUUCCUGACGGUGCUGGCGUCUUGGCCGCAAUCCCCACGGCGUCCGGCCAAGUUGGCAUAACUCCCGGCGAUAUUCCUGAGGAGGACCAGCUGGCCGCACCUGUUGGAGUUGAUACGGACUUUCUUGAGGAGGUAGUGACAGGUGAUAGCACAAGCACGAAUUGGAUUGGAACUACUUCAGACUUCGGUACUGCAACCAUCACCACUACACAGGACGGACAGACUGGGGAGACAACCAUCCCCCAAGGUCUACGUCUGGUCCUCAACGACCAAGGGGAGAUAGAGAUCACCAUUAGUCAGCUCGUCCAGGACGAGUUGAACAGGAUAGAAGACGAGAUCAAGGUGCCAAGGUGCGAAUCACUGCAAAAGCGGAACCUUGACAAGCGUGACGAGCUUGAAUGCUCAGGCAGACGCAUCGUCCCCAUCAUUGGUGGCGUCAUCGGCAGCGACCUUAUGAUGAAGCAGAUGAACUACGCCGAGGAAAAGACCCUAGAGUACAUGAAGCUCAGCACGACCUACCUGGAUGAGAAGGACCUGAUGAUAUCAUACUUUGACGGGGAACUGACCCACGACGCUCUCAAUGCCACCGAGGCGGGAAACCCUGAGCUAUUCGGCACGAUGCCUGACAGAUUCGGGGGUGCGGCCGCCUCUUUCGGCCUGUUUACUGGCAUGCAUGGCGAUGCCGACACCCUACACAAGGUCAAGGCGAGGGUGCGACUUAUUCCCAAAUAUCCCCUUCCAUCCCCGUCUGAAAAGUGCGAAAAGGAUCUCGCCUGCGCGGGCGUGCGCUGCAAGGGUUCAGUCGGCGUAUGCACCAACGAAUGGAAGGGCUGCCCAUGUCGACGAUCCGGCAACGCGAUCGUGGAUCCUUUCUUCUGGGGUUCGAACUGGGUGUGGUUCAUCAGGAAGUUUUCUCAGUUCGAAGAGGGCGAGGAAGUCCCUGCUGCUUCCUGCAGCGCCAAUGAUGGGGCUGGCAACAAUAACGUUGCCAACGUGGAAGCCAAGACUUGGACACAGUAUGAUCCCCCUCUGAUCCCUCUGUUUUUCUCCACUAACUGGAAUAGACUGAUAGAUAACUUCUGCAAGAAGAAGCCCAACUUGAGUGGCUCUUUCAGCGAAAAUUGGAAGCCGGCCGAUUUGGAUGUCAGUGAAUCUUCCGACUGGACAUUUGACUUCAGCCUCGAGGCGUCAGGGGAUGGCGCCUGUGCCGUCUACAGCUGCGACGAAGUCUUUGGCAAGUUCAAAUCAUGCACCUACAACUCCCACAGCUCAUUCCGCUCGGGCGAGGUGAAGCUCGACUGCGGCACAGCCAGGUACAAGAUGAACGACCCCCGAGGCUCGCCAAAGACAAAACUGGUCAAGCAGAACGAGCAGUGCUACGACAGAGACCAAUUUGGCAAGCACAUUGACGUCGAGCAAAGCACGCUCAGGUGGCAGGCCGGUUUCCUAUGCACGUUGGGAAUAAGCAAGCCGAGGAUCAAGGCCGGAGACUCGAGUACCAACCAGGAUUGGUACCAGGUGAAGCCCUAUCAGUUCAACACGUACUGGAGGAACGGCUGCGAGCUCGAGACGGGCGAAACUGAGAUGGGCAUCUUGGAUCCGCUUGCUACGGGAACCGCCAGCGUGGACACUUGCGUCGAAAUCUUUUAUGAUAACUGGAAUAGGUGCAACAAUGGAGGCACGGGUGGGAGUGUGCAGUAUGGGUGUCUGGUGUAUGAGUUCAAGGCAACCAACGAGAAGGCUUGA